Molecule: messenger RNA, 5779 nt
Organism: Vanessa atalanta (red admiral)
Lineage: Eukaryota; Metazoa; Arthropoda; Insecta; Lepidoptera; Nymphalidae
Product: transcription factor SPT20 homolog
Exons: 19
Coding region: 139-3138 (999 amino acids)
Biological process (GO): regulation of transcription by RNA polymerase II
Cellular component (GO): SAGA complex
Molecular function (GO): transcription coregulator activity
Source: RefSeq, a predicted model, not a curated record
AUGCAAUGUGAAACAUAAAUAAAGCGUAUUAGUUUUCAAUAAAUCAUGACUUAAUACUCAAGUCUAAACUGUUAAAAUGAAAUAAUAUAUUUAAAAACGUAACUGCCACUUACGUAUUUCUUUUUAAUUAAUGACAUUAUGGAUGGUUUAAUUCACGCGGCAUUGGAAGCAGAGGUAAUACUUAACCGGGCUAAACAUGUGAAUACAAAUCUAACACACUUUGACAGUGGUGCCUCAGAUCAUAAAAUGACUUGGACUCUUGAAAAGAUGCAUCUAGCAGAAUCUGUUGAUGACUCUAGAAUGAAGUUUCAAAGAAAUUCCGUCAGUUCAGCGGGCAAAAGUGCAGAAAAGUUUGAUCUAUUCAAAAACCUUCAUGAACUAUACAAUGAGCUCAGUAGAGAUGAAUCUUCACAGGCUAACUAUCAAGGGUUAAAGACUACUUCGUAUCUAUUGGAAAAGUUGUUGGCAACAUACAAUCUAAACACAUUAAUAAUUAAUUUAUAUCCAGGCAAUAAAGGUUACUCCCUUUCUUUAAAAGUAAAUGGAAACACUCAGCUCAUUCAACCUCCAGAUGCAAAUGCAUCAUCAAGUCAAGAUGAAACUUUAAUUGAAACUCCAAGGUGGCCAUAUGAAGAGGAAGAGCUAUUGAGUUACAUAGAUAAUGAAGAAUUACCUGUAGUGCUGCUAGACCUUCUCGAGGCUGAACACUCUUGUCUCUUUUAUUCUGGUUGCAUUAUAGCCCAAAUAAGAGACUAUCGGCAGGCAUAUCCUAGUUUUGUAUGUGAUACACAUCAUGUACUAUUAAGACCGACGAAUCAGAGCAUAAUAACGGACGCCAUGUGUAUUGGGGGUCGUUGCGGAUGGGCGGGCGAGGAGCGCGGCGCACUGGAAGCCGUGGAGGCGGCGCUGGUGCACGCGGCUGCGCCGCCCCUGUGCCUGGAGCCGAGACCCGCGGUCGGCCUGCUGGCUGCGCGGCUGCACGCUGCCCCGCGAUUGUUCAACACGCCGCGGAUUCGACGGCAAGCGAAAAGAUUUUCGCAGGUGGCUGUUAACAGGAAAAGGAAAUUGGACCAAUUUACUCAUUUCCAUGGACUAGAGCUGCUGGAAUUAAUACAUCGUCAAAGAGCAAAGAACAGUAGGCAAUCAGUUCCUCAUACACGACUCACAUCAAAGUUCCCUAAGAAACCACCAGAGGUGUUCAAGCCGAUAGAGCCACCGAAGAUGGAGCCCUUGCCCCUGGCGCUGCCGUCCGAGCCGAGCGGCCCGCUGCGCCUGGCGCGCGCCUACGAGCGGCCGCGCCCCACGCCCGACUGCCUGCCGCAGCUCGUCGAGGAGUACAUCCUGGAGACCGAGAAGACGUCCCCGCACGCCGGCGCGGGCUUCUUCCAUAUCAAGCUGUCGAUAUUACAACGACCGUCCGACCAAGAGUUCCUAGGAGAAUUGUAUGUGGAUAGAGACCACGUGGAAGGGGAGAGAAAUGGUGCGGCGUGUAGAUUUACUUUAGGUUCACGACUGCAGGCGAAUAAGUAUAUACAGCAAUUCACGGAAAUAUUCACGGAAGAAGGAAGAAAAUCUGUUCGGAUAAAACAUAUUGUUCCUGGACAACUACCGAGAGUUUCAUUCACGGGAGGCAUGAGAGAAAUGCAGGGGCAACAGCUACUACUACAACAGCAGAGAUCUGCACAAGCGAGCAAUUCCACAGUACAAACACAUGCAACCACGGUUCCAGUAGUAACCUCUGCAAUCGCCGCGACUCCCAAUGCUCAUACAAAUGCAAGACAGCUGCCUAUAUUGCAAGCUCAACUGCAGCAAGUUGGUAACGUUGGAAAUGUUACUGCAGUUGGUACAGUUGUUGGAACCGUGGGAACAGUGGGGUCUGUUGGAAACGUGGGCACAGUCGGCACAGUGGGAGCAGUGGGCACAGUGGUGGGUACUGUGGGCACCGUGGGUACAGUGGGGGCUGUUGGAACCAUGGGCAACGUUGUUAAUGUGGCGGCCAAUGUUGCUGUUGAGACGGCCUUGAAACAGCAGCCAUCACCUACUACACCGCGGUUGUCCCCACAGGCUUCAACAAACCAAUUACUAGCGCAGCAGCUAACUAAUCCACCACAACCACUGAAUCCUCAAAAGAUGCAAUCCGCCAUCAUACACAUACAACAUCCUCUUAUGUCUUCUGCUGGAACAUCACAGGUUCAGAGUAUACAAUACACUAAUACAACAACGACACAGCAAAAAGCCACAAUAACAAAACCAAGAUCAACAAAUCCGGCCAUAAACGCGCUCGUCACCAGUCUAAUGAAUUCUGCGCAACAGUUUCAACAAGCGGCCAGUCAGAACGCAGCGAAGGCGGUAGUGAGCACGGCGAGCAGCAACGCCACGAUCCUCAACCUGCUGAACAGCGCGCCGGCCGCCAUGACGCACGCGGGCGCCGACGCGCUGGACUCGCACAAGCUGCUGUCGCGCACCGUGUCCAUCGCCGGCGCGCGCCUGCUCGCCUCCAGCGCCGCGCACACCGCGCACACCGCGCACACCGCGCCCACCUACACGCAGGUCAUGAGCUACACGCGUGAAAAUGAUUCCACGAACGUUUCAAGCAGUGAGAGCGCUUUAUUAGAACGACUUAUGGGUCCAGAACCCGCAGCCACGCCCCCUUCGCAACCGCAGCCACAACCGCAGCCGCAACCGCAGCCGCAACCACAACCGCAACCGCAACCUGUGUGCCAUUUACAGGGUCUCAGUUUAACAUCGCUGCAAGGCUUACAAAGCAUCCAGGGCUUACAGAACGUUCAAGUACAAAUACCGGGACUUUCGGCUCCCAUAUCUCUGUCGUUGAAUGUCUCCGGUUCGUCGAGCGGGCUAUUGGUGUCAGUUCCGCCCACUACUUCCGUUGUACUCACUAAUCAACCUUCGGUGCUAUCGUUACCUAUUGCCCAACUGAUGUCCGGCGGAGUGAAGGGCGGCGUGCGCGGCGGCGCCGUGCAGGUGGUGCGCGCGCCGCGCCCGCCGCGCCUCGCGCGCCCCGCGCCCCGCGCGCCGCCCCCGCCCGGCGUCGGUACCACGCAAUUUAUAACCCAAACGCAAGCGCAGACUCUGAAUACCCAUCAAGUGCGCCGAAAAUCAAAUCCUGAUAGUUCAUAGUAAAUGCUAAAACUCUAUAUCACUGCCGAUUUAGUAAAAUUAAGUGUAAAUAUUUGCAUGUAUUAGAAGAAAUUUGUAUAUUAUCUUAGUGACCAAGUGAAGUUAAUCUGCGUGCAAUAUGCGAUUCUAGCAGAGUAUAUUAUAUAGAAAGAAACGGACUUUCGAAUGAUAUUCGUUUACUAAAAACUCAAAUACGUAACGUUACCAUGAGUUUCCCACUGAGACUGAAAGGUUUAAUGUAAUGUUGCACUAUCGAAAAUUCGGAAUUUUAUUAAUAAAUUCAUAGACAAUUUAUUGAAAUGAAUUCUGAAAGUUAAUAAUCGUAUAGUUCAUCUUUUUUUGCCAUAUACUUUAUCAUAAUCAUCAAUGUAUGUAUACUAUUAUAUAUUUGAGUCACAAAUAAUUUAUAAAGGUAAUCGAUAUGAUUUUAAUAAAAUGCGUGUUUAAUUGGAUCAUGACAGGAACGACUAAAUUGUAAGCGUUAUUUAAAUAUAGAACAUUCGAGAAAUCCAAUUACUAUAAUGAAAAGAUUUUAUAUCUUGUUAGAAAUGUUUGUAACGAUUGUAAAUUAUUAGUUAUUUUUAUGUGAAAUAGUAAAAUUGUCGCUGCGUUUGUAAAUACUGAUAUUUUAACAUAAAUAAAAUGCCUUCACGUUUAAAUAAAAUUGAAGAUAUUGUACUUAAUGUAAUGAAAUAUUUAACGGAUGGCGGUUAGGGUUGUUAUGUUUAUUGGUUUAUGCUAAAUCAGUAUUAUAGUUGCUGCGCGCGCAAUUUUAUAUAAAGAUAGAAACAGUUUGAUAUCUCACAUCAAUAUUCUUUACACUAAUCGUUCAAUUUAUUUUAUAUAUUAUUAUUAUUCUUGCUGUAAAAUGACAUGGAUAUCUAAUUUGAUUUUUAUAUAUACAUGGUGUUUUAAUAAACUGUGUUUAUCUUUAUAUGUAAUUAAAAUAAAGUACAAUGUAAUUAAUAUGUAAAUAUGUAAUAUACUCAAUUCAUCACAGGAUGGCAGUUUGAAAGAAUGAAAGUUGCUUCGGAUGUUAAGUUUUGCUAUGUGUUCAAUUAGUACCUAUUGAAUGCUACAAUCGUAUAAAUUUAAGGCAUACUAGCUUUAGAAAGGGAUUGAUAAUAUUGUAAGAUUUCAUAAUGUUAUUUGCGACGUAACUGAUUUUAAAUGUGAUUUAAACAUCGAAGAUUUUGUAUUUAAAACAGGUUUAUUCAAAUCGGGCCACAAUUCUAUCUACCGUUAUUCAAGUUUUUCAAAAAUAUGAUUAUCUAUACAUUUUUUUUAAUAAAACCAUAUGAUAUUACUCAAUAUUAUUUAAAAUAAUAAAUGAUUCUUAAUGAUUUUUAAAAUUAAUAUUAUAUAUUUAAUAAUUCAUUUCUUAAAUAGUUAAUUUGUUCUUAUGUUCUAAAUGUAAUGGAAUACCGCAUUUUGGAUAAAUUUUAAAUGAGUUUGUAGACGUAGACUCUCUUUUAACGGUUUUCGCUUUAAUAUUGACCUUGGAAGUAAAUGGACGUAAAUAGUGAAUGAAUGAUCAAUUUGAAUAUAUUAAAAACUAAUUCUGUAUUAUAUCUAUUGGUAUUAAAGUCAAUUAAAUAGUUUAUUUUAAAUUUGUAAUUAUGACAUGGUUUAAUAAAGUUCGAUAUAAUUAAAUAGCAUAGCAUAAUAUUUUAUGUCCAAAUGUAAUUUUUUUUUUCAUGUGAUACAAAAUGGCGUUUCACAAGAAUAUGUUUUUACCAAUUUUAGAUUAUCAACUUUUAGAUAUUUAUUAUUCAGGAGAUAGAUAAAUAUAAAUUAAUAUCAUAUUCCUAUACAAUCAAGACCAACCAUGUUUUGUUAUUUCUGACCGAUAUUCGCGACAUAAAUAUUUAAGAAAUUAAAUUAAUAUUGUUAAAUGUAAUUUUGUAUUGCAUGAAACAAUCUAGAUCAAUCUAUCGAAAUAAAAUUGUUGAAGUUUUUUUUUUUUGUAUAACACAUUUCAUGCGAAUCUUUCUUCGAGAGAUUUAUAAUUGUAGGAUUAAUUUUAUUCGCAUAUAGAAUAGCCCUUUCUGGCUCAUCUGAUCUUUGGUAGAACAACGGUCAAAGAGCAAAACUGCAGGCAAUAUCUAAAUAUAAAAAUGAAAUAGGUACAUUUAAGUAUACUAUUUAUAUAAAACAUUAUUUUUAUUGUUAAAACGCGCACAAUUUCGUUACUAUAUUAUGUCAAUGAUUAAAGCUUGGAAUAAAAGAAUUUAUUGAAUAAUUAUAUUUUUACACUAUCACUGUAUAUACCGAUAUUAAGUGUUAAUAGUGUUGUUUUAAUACAAUACGUGACAUUAGUAUGACGUGUUAAUUUGUUUGAAAAUGUUGCUGUUAACAUAUAAAAGCAAUGUCUACAACGUAGCUAAAUAAACGGGCGUAUUGUUGAUCUCAUUUGUUUAUGGACAUAUAGCUCAAUAUGUAGGGUUUUCUUUUUGUAAAAUAAACUCAAAACUUUAUCCGAAUGUAAAUUGUCUAUUAUAAGAUAUUAUAAUAAAUUGUGUAUAUAUUUUAAUAAAGAUUUUUUAUACAAAUAAUCCAAUUUUGUCACUCAACUGUAUAAAGUUUCCAGUGUCAACAUAAGUACUUCGAUAUAUUGUAGAUUGUAAAUAUAAUUGAUAGU